AUGUCCGAUCUAAGAUGCCUCGACUCCGAUGGACCAAUGAUUGCAUCUUCGUUUGUUCAGGCAAUCGAGAAGCUUGGCGGGACAAAAAAGAGCGACUCCCAAACUGGUUCUUCAGUUGAUGAUAUCAAGGACUUCACAUCGCUCAUGUCAAAAGUCAUUACAGGCUCUUCUACUAUGUAUAGAAGCAAGAAGAUCGAGGAUUCCAAACCAAGCCUUCAGGAAGUUAAUGAUAAUUUUGGAUCAAGAAUCUGUGAGAAGAUGGACAUGUUGCAAGGCCAAUACUCCAAGCUGCCAAACCCCACCGAAAAACUCAAUCCAUUCAAGGUUCAAGAACAUCAAAAUAUCCCUCUAGAUUUAGAAAGUACAAGUCUUGAGAAGCAUAAAGGAACAAAGAGGAAGGCAUCUGAUCCGAUUCUUGAUUUAAAUCUGUCUCUUGGGGUCCACUCAGGAAGCACUGAGAGCCCGAAAGCUGUGGAAGAAGACCAUGACGAUGGAGAAGGAGAAGAACGAAAUUUGUCAUUGUCAUUGUAUUCACCAUCUUUCUCAAGAAACAGAAAAAAGUUAAUAACAGAAGAUGAUCAUAGCAAUGAUCAAAAAGCUAAAAGGGCAAGUACUCUGGAUCUGACUAUAUGA
Molecule: messenger RNA, 633 nt
Organism: Lactuca virosa
Lineage: Eukaryota; Viridiplantae; Streptophyta; Magnoliopsida; Asterales; Asteraceae
Source: the annotation of a GenBank genome assembly